AUGUCUUCAGCUACAUCUAAUUUGGAAUCGAGAACUGAGAAUGCUUUUGAUGAAAAUCUUUCAUCGAUUGAGUUUAUUCCAUCGGAUCCUCAGACUACUUUUUAUCUUUUACCAAACGGUAUCGGAAAAGACCGACGAACGAUAUUCACCAAUGCACUUCAACGUUUCCAAUUACAAUCAUUAGCCACGUCAGAAAAUGCUCGUUUCAUCAUCGCUGACGAUCAAUUCGAUGUACCAAAAAUAUUCCAAAUGUUAAAAAUAGAAAGUCAUGAAGAAGCACCACCGACUGUCAUUCGAACAAAAUGGUUGAGCGAUUCAUUGAAAGAGAAACGUUUGAUUCCAUUAACGAAAGAUUAUAUCAUUCGUCCACCAUUAAUUCGAAAACAUACAGUGCCAUCUUUUACACAAGAAUCGACGACCGAAGAGAAGAAAUUCGUUCGAGAUAAACCAAAACGCAAACUGUCAGAAGAUGAACCGCAAGGCGGUUGUGCAACGCAAAUCAAACAAAGACGCUUUUCGUCAGACGAUGACGAUUAUGACGUGAAUGAUGAUUACAAUGAUACCGUAAAAAAUCCAUACAAAAAUGGUGAACUACCCAAAGGCAAUUGGAUGUGUUCAAUGUCAUCGCAAACAGCGAAAAAGAACACUGAAGUCAAUCGAGACAUUAUUGAGAAACUUCAAGCCAUGGGUGAACUUUACGCUAAGACUAACGAUAAAUGGCGAGCGUAUUCAUAUCAGAAAGCGAUUACAACAAUACGUCGUUGUACACAUCGAAUAGAUUCCUAUGAAGAAAUAAUCAAAUUACCUGGAAUUGGGGAGAGUUUGGCGAAGAAGAUUUGGGAGAUUAUCGAUACGGGUAGUUUUGAGAAACUCGAAGAUUUUCAAUCAUCGGAAUACAUGAAAGUAUUGGAUUUAUUCGGAAAUGUAUGGGGAUGUGGACCAAAUAUUGCUAAACAGUGGUACGAUCAAGGUUUUCGUACAUUGGAUGACCUUCGUACAAAAGCGAAAUUAUCUCAAAACCAACAAGUGGGACUGAAAUAUUAUGAUGAAUUUUUAGAAAGAAUACCACGGGAGGAAGUGACAGAAAUCGAAGCAAUGGUGAAACAGCAUGCACUUGCAUUAGUACCUGGUCUUACGAUUCAAACAUGCGGUUCAUAUCGUCGUGGGAAAGCUACAUGUGGAGAUGUGGAUAUUUUAAUCACACAUGUCGAUGGAAUUUCACACGACGGUUUACUGAUACCAUUGACGGACUCUUUGAAAAAAUGUGGCUUUUUGACGGAUGAUCUUAUCUUAUCCGAUAAAUACGAUGAUGACAGCGGAUCUCAUGUGAAAUACUUCGGUGUUUGUCUGUUACCCGGUGAAAAUCGAAAACAUCGUCGUCUUGAUAUAAUCGUUAUUCCACAUGAUGAAUAUGCAUGUGCAUUGCUUUACUUUACCGGUAGUGCACUUUUUAAUCGUUCGAUGAGAAGUCUCGCACAUAAAUACAACAUGUAUUUAUCUCAGCAUCGUUUGAAUACGGGUGUUAUUCGCAAAAAUAAUUCCAAAAUCAAUAUGGGAACACCGUUGUACACUCCAACGGAAGAAUCCAUUUUCAAAUAUCUGAAUUUACCUUAUCGUCCUCCGGAAGAACGUGACCAUUAA
Adineta ricciae is the source of this 1641-nucleotide messenger RNA. NCBI's taxonomy places the organism in Eukaryota, Metazoa, Rotifera, Eurotatoria, Adinetida, Adinetidae. The record is from the annotation of a GenBank genome assembly.